Dendrobium catenatum is the source of this 733-nucleotide messenger RNA. RefSeq names its product subtilisin-like protease SBT2.5. The transcript has 3 exons. The record is from RefSeq and is a predicted model, not a curated record. The coding region runs from base 63 to 362 and encodes 99 amino acids. Lineage: Eukaryota; Viridiplantae; Streptophyta; Magnoliopsida; Asparagales; Orchidaceae.
GACAAAAAUACCUCUUUUCUUACUUGCUUUAGCUACUCAAAGCCUACUGAAAAAGAAUAGCUAUGGGAGAUGCAGCAAAAGAAGUCUAUUAUGUUUUCAUGAACUAUGAUCCUCACUAUGAGCGUCUUCGAUUGGAUCGAUCGAAGAAAGGCAUUCAAGUGCUAAACAGAUAUCUGAGCAAUAAGCAUAAGCAGUUUUUAGCUAAGCUUCUGCAGCCAAACACCUACAAGAAGAAGUCCUCUUUGGCCAUUGUUGAUGGAUUUGCUGUAGAGAUAAAUCAAGAACAGGCAGAAGUUAUCAGAUCAGCAAAGGAGGUGAGAGUGGUAGACAAGAACAUGGAGCUUCCAAGUGGAGCUCAGUGAUCACUGAUCUAUUAUAUUGUUUUUGGUCAUAUGAUUAGUUGUGCUGUGCUUUAGCUAUGUUAUUAGGUCAUUUGGAGAAAUUAUUACGUGUCCGGAUGUAGUUUUUCGUCCGGACUCCAAUGAAAUGAAGCCACGUAGCUUGUACACACCUUGUGUACAACUUAUACACAACGUGUGUAUAAAUUCCUCUUAUACACUUCCUGUGUACAGGGUGUACACAAGGUGUGUAUAUGCCACAUAACUUUAUUUCAUUGCAGUCCAGACGAAAGCUGCAUUCGGACGGACUUUGCAGGUAAAAAGUAUUGGAGUGAGUCUAUGUAUUUGAAAUAAAUUAUAUUAUCUUCAAACUUAUGUAUAUUUAAUAAUGAAUU